UAUUGUCUUACAGCUUAGUUACAGGUACUUUAUCAACUUUUUAGCGAAACAAAGUGAUCAUGUGAAUGAGUGUUUUGGUCGUGGUUGAUAUACUGGAGAGCUCUACUACAAAAAGCAAUCAGAAUUUGAUAUAUUUGAAGAGAUAUAUAUAGUUUGACGGUUUUAGUUUUAGUGCAUGCCGGUUUGAAAUAUCAUCAUUGAAACUUAGUCGUCUCCACGGAAACUACAAUGUAUCGGAUCAGACUUGCCACUUUCGAUGUCACCAACACUCUACUUAAGUUUAAAAUCCCGAUUGGAGAAGAAUACUCCCAGAUAUCAAAGCUUUAUGGUAUACAGAGCGAUGCAGCUCAGCUGAACGCAGCGUUUAAAAGACAGUGGAAGAUCUUGAACCAGAAGCAUCCAAACUUUGGAGCCACAACGGGACUUGCACCGCAGACAUGGUGGGCCAGUUUGAUAGUGAGAGUAUUCCAUGAUGCUGGGUAUGAUUAUUUGGACCAAAAACAGCUUCAGGCAAUAUCUCGUCACUUAUUUAAAGCCUAUAGUACUAAAGUGUGUUGGCAGAUGCAGCGUGGAACACAUUCCCUUCUGGAGAAUCUUGCAAAGGCUAAUGUACAACUCGGUAUUAUUUCCAACUUCGACAACCGCUUACAAAGCAUUUUAUCUGAUGUAGGCCUUCUUCCUCACUUUAAUUUUGUUAUUGAUUCUUAUUCCGCCAGAGUCAAGAAACCUAGCAAAGGUAUCUUUAACUUGGCCUUGGAUCAUGUCAAACAUCUGGACAUUCUGCCAGAGCAGGCUGUUCAUAUUGGUAAUGACUUACAUGUGGAUUAUUGGGGAGCCAUAAAUGCCGGAUGGAAUGCUCUGCUUUUGACCAAAAAAGCAAAUCUUUCACCAGAAGAACUGAAGAUUGUUAAUCCAAAUGACAUUCUAAAUGAUGUAAGAGAAGCUGAGAAACAUAUACUCGAACCUGACGUUGUGAGAUUUCGAAAUCAGUUCUGAAACUGAGCUUGCUGGUUUUGUUUUGAAGGCAGAUCUGUAGAUACAGCUUACGUUUUAUGACAAGCAAAACUUCGGUGCACUGCGCUUUUAUCAAACAUUGCAUGUGCUAAGGUAGAAUAUACUAAGAAUCAACGGAUACAUUAUAAUAAUUUGAAUCACUUCAUACUGAGUAGUAGAUAAUGGAUAAGUACAGUUUUUAUCUUUUUUGAUUGCAUCUCUUUUGGUUACUGUUUCAGGUGUGUUUGAAUACCCAUAGACAAUUACCCAUUGAUUGUAUUAUUUGGGACAGCUGCGAACUGCAACUAAAUCUAUGUAGAAGAAACCAGGCGUAUGCUCGCUGAAGGCACACGAGAAUAUUGGUAUAACAAUUCGAUUAAGAAUUCGUCCCUUCAACAAAGCUGAUUAUUCCGCUUGGCCAUUUUAAAGUAAUUUCCUUUCAAUAUGCCUCCCUCAACACCAAUCAAAGGAUCGGAAUCGAAAAAUAAAUCAUUUUAAAAUUAGGUUCUAUAAAUCCUUUUGAUAAUAACGAACGGUUCAGCUUUUUAUAUUUUUUUCAAGUUAUUUCAUUCAGUUUUUCAACUUGUUCUUAUUAAAGUUUUAAUAUCUUUUCUCGCAACUUUUUUAUGCCCUUAUUUUAAAUCAAUAACUUUUCACUAUUUUCU
Messenger RNA from Limulus polyphemus (Atlantic horseshoe crab), 1658 nucleotides. RefSeq names its product rhythmically expressed gene 2 protein-like. The transcript has 2 exons. The record is from RefSeq and is a predicted model, not a curated record. Lineage: Eukaryota; Metazoa; Arthropoda; Merostomata; Xiphosura; Limulidae. Bases 229 to 996 code for a protein of 255 amino acids.